AUGGCACCCGGGGACUCGUUGACGCCAGAGAAAAGUAUCAUCGUGAAAGGAUGGGAGAAACUGGACGACGAUGUUAUCAUCAAGGAGGUGUCUACCAAGGGCAAACACGUCAACCUUUGCAUCCAGUAUCUGGCAGAGCGAAACGAGCUGUCGAUGACGGAAGCGAAAAAUUAUUUCCUUCAGAAGGUUAAUGCGUACGUCUAUCGCUUACUGUCGAGUCGACAACUUCACAAAGCUCACCACAUCCUAAAGAACAUCGAACGCGUGCCAAAGUACGUGUUCUACCAGAUCGCCGCCGAGACAACCGAUACGGGACUCCGGGACUACAUACGGGAACAUCUGACGCGGACAGUCGAAAGCUAUACCGACGGCGAGGAGCAACGGAUCGCGGCCAGCUGGCGGGUGUACACGCAGCUCAAAGCAAACGUACGCCAGAUGGCCGAGGUGCUAAACGAAGUGACCAACGGAUAUACGGUACUCGAGAUCGAAACGAUGUCAUUUAACACGUUCUGCAUGAAGGAGGAUGUCUACCGGAAUUCGGUUGCUGUGGAUUUAUUCUUCAAAAAUCAAGAAACGGAAAUUUCCCCAAUCCUUGAUCGUUACACCGUAUGGAGCUAUCUGCUGAAGAACAACAUCGCGAAUCUCGUUAAAAUAUGGAUCCAACUGAACAGUAGCCUACGCCGCUGCUUCCAACAGGGAGUCGAUCCUACGCCACAUCUGCUGCGCAUCAAAAUCGAUAUCUACGAUGAUCCUCGGUUUAACGAGCGCCUGCGACAGCUAUUUCAGCGCUGGGAGAUCGACGAUUUUAUGCUCUCACAGUUGUCCCACCACAGGACCCUUUCGCGCAGCGAAAUCCUGCUGAACGAGCUAGCCCGCCUCGGCAAGUUUCUCGACCACGAACGCCAGGAUGCGGUGGCGAUUUUGCGACGACUUUUCACCACCGAAAGCUACAAGCACAACCGCGAUUGGACCGAGGCACGCUGGUUUCGCGAGCAGAUAACACGCAGGCUGGUGGAGAAUCGGUUUUUCCCGCUGCUCGGAUUGUCCAUCGUGAGUCAAGAGGUGCUGGAGCAACUGGCAAACGACCCGGCCGGCCAGCAUCGGGACGAGGUGAACGUGUUUCUUCAGUUGCAAAAAUUACAAGACCCCACGAUCAAUGCGAAACAACUGCUAGAGGUGUCUCGUACCACAUCCAAUUACAUCCUUACGCACAACAGGGCGUUUUAUGAGGAGAAUCCUAUUGUGUAUCUGUUCGAGUAUGGUCUCGACGAGGGAAACACUCGAUUUGAUGAAAGCAAUCCGUUGCUGGCGAAGCUGCCACAUUUGAACAAUUUCAUCAAACGGAACAAACAAACGCAGCCGCAACACGAUGUCAUGGUGAAAAAGCUUCUCGCUAUCGCUGGUAUUCCUGAUGCGGGGAAAAUUCAGCAGUUUCUCUUCUACGGCACACGAACUGACGCCAACGGUGCGGUCGAAGAGGAAGACGAACGUGCGGCUCGAAUGGAGCUGCUCGAACAGUACGGCACCAUUCCACACUUCAACCAUCCCCUGCUGGUGGAAAAGUACGGCCAGCCGGUUACCCUGCGCUACACGCACUACAUCGGGCUCCAUCGGGCCUGCUACGCGGUGUACGAAUUCUACCGGGAGCAACUACAGAAUUAUUCGCAAAUUUCCAGCCGCCAAAUAAACAGCGCCGCACAAACGGUGGCCCAGAUGGCAAUCGGAAAGUACUGGGACCAGGAGCUAGUGUCACAUGCGGUUGCUUUCAUGGAAAUGAUCGGUGUGAGCAGUGUUCCCACGAGGGGCUAUCUACGCUGCCUCUCGCUGGUCGACCGGCCGGAACAGGUUGGCCCCGGCUCCGGGCUACAGAAGCUAAGCAUAUCCGGACUACUGCAUCGAUGUGAGCAAGCGAUAGCCGACAAACCGGUCGACGAUCCGGAGCUGCUGAUAGAUCUAGAAGCGAUGACGCUGGUUGCCCGAACGAACGGACUUCCCUACCCGGAAGCUUACCUGAGGGAGCGGCUUCUAGCGCACGAUGACUGGUAUCGCUUUUUGCUGCUUGUCGACUAUCUCAACUACCCGCAGGAGCAGGUGGUGGAACUGUGUCGGACUGGAUUCCACACAGCACGGAUCGGGAAAAAUCUUAUGGUGGCUCUGCUUUACCAAUCGAAGGACGGUGACAGUGUCCGGGACGUACCGCUGAUUUCUAGCUCGGUUGGAUCCAUUAAAAGACGUUCUAGUUUGACACCACGACGCAGGCGAAGGGCUAGCAGCACGACGGCCGAUUCGAGCGGGCACUCGAGUGUGUCAAGCGAAGGAGAUGUCAUUUCGAGCGGAGGUCGCACGAGCGGUGUCACCGGUUCCACACCACCGACACUAGGCGCCGCCUCCGUUGACGAGAACUCGUGCUACGAUGGCGCCUGCUUCCUAUCGGAGCGUUACGACACGGAUCUCGUUUCAACGGUGCUGCUGUGCUCGAACGAACCCAAUUCCGCACCACCACCAUCACCGCCAUCGGGUUCGAUCACGUCGUCCCAGUUCGAAUCCUUUGCCCGCCUCAUCGUCACGGCAGGGAAAUCUGGAAGUCACCGGGCGCAGCGCUAUCCGCAAACGUAUCUGAAUCUGCUCGACCGUUCGAUACGCUCGCGAUGGCCACUGUUGGCACUGCUCGCCGGCGAAGUGUGCCCGCCGGAAUGCAGACGACAUUGCUGGAUCGUUUGGGCCAUGCUGGCUGGGGAUUAUCCGUUUCAAGAGCUGCUAGCCACAGGCGAAUGGGGUGGAUCAGUUUUUGUGAGCGGUCUGGUGGAGCAUCUGGUUCGAACUGGUCGCAUCUGUACGCUCGCGAGCUCGUUAGCAAUAUUCUAUCCCCGGUCCAACUGGCACUAUCUGGCGAGUUUCCUCAGCGUCACUGAAGACGUGCUGUUCGAUCCGGAUCGUGCCUCCGAUUUGCUCACCACUUUCCUCGUCAGUUCGUCCACCGGCGAGGAAUGUUUCUUGCUAGGCAUUCCGAAGUACGUGAUGUUUAACUUCAGUGCCCGUCUGUUGAUGAUCCAUCUGAGUAACCGCGCGUCCCUGCACCAUCAGCUGCUGCUCCUACGGGUGUACGUACGCUGUGACUUUCGGUGUUUCCUGAUCGCCGAGGUUGACUUCGGCCGGAUGCUGCGUAUUUGCGAAAUCGUGCGCCACUGUCAAUCGAUCACGAUCGACUUUUACGCCCUGUACGAGCGUUCGUGUGCCGGGAAGGAACAGGAGAGCGAAUUCUACGAGGCACUCUGCGAGCGGUUGGUGAAGAAGAAGUACCACGAGGCAGCGAUCGCUGUGGCGGAUGAAGCGUCCCUUCCGCGAGAGAGUAUUAUAUUCGAGCACUGGGUAAGUGCGUUCGAGGCGACCGGAUCGGUGGGCGACUUUGAGCGUUACCGGGUGGAUAGCGAACGAUAUGGGCUGGGACCGGAACUACGCAUCAGUUUCUUCACUCACAUCGCUAACCGGCUGGAGUAUGGCGAUCGGCAGCGCUACGAGCUGCUCAAGUGCGCCCUAGAGCUGAUUCGCGAGCAUGGUCUCUAUCCGAGCGAAACAUUCGACCGCGAUCGGCUUGAGUACGAGCUUGCCCUCAGCUACGUACGCUGCACCAACGAGGACACGCUCGAGCUCUACCGGUCGCAGUACUGGUGCAACAGGCGCCAGCAAUCCGACGCAUCCCAACAGGCCGGCCAAUCGACGGCCAUCCUUUACCACACCUUUCUCGAGCUGAAGGAAGUUGCCGGUAUCGACGAUCUGACCCUCUCGAAUCUGCCACUUGCACAACCGGAGGAACGGCUUCGGCUCGACGCCCUCAUCAACCGGCUGCUCGACUGCGGGGACAUUGUACAGGCCCUACGCUACCAGGCGAUCUUCGAGCAGCGGCCCAUCGAUCUGCACUUUAUCGUGUUCUGUAUGGCGCUUGCCGAGGGACUGGUUAGCUUCUACAACCUCUCGAAGGAGGAACGAAUGCUGCUGAACGAAGACCGAGCACGAUCGGCGGGUCGGUUUCAGCGACGCACACUUUCACGUAUUAGCCGCGUCAGUCAAAGCUCGACGACGGGCAGGAUAGACGGCUCGCCGAUGAAGAGCAGUGGCGGUGCGACGCAGCUAGACUCGUCCGACACGAGCACGGCGGGAAUGUCGGACUUUGAGGAGGUUCCAUCGCGCGAUCGACAGGAUAUUUUCGAAGCAAUAAGCGGACUUGGAAACCGUAUCACACACGGCCAGGAUCUUGCUCAACGUGUCAUCCUCACGUACCGCGUUGCCAUGUACCUCGAUCGCGACUACAACGAACUGCUCAAACUACGCGAUCCGCUUGCCUUUCUUCCCGAGAUCGUGCGGGAAGACUGCGUCCACAAGCUGGAGGUGAUCAGCGAUAUCAUGACCGCCACCCGGAUGAGCGUGGAGAGUUUCACCGAUUUUCUUGCAUCGGAAAUCGUCUCGUCCGUGGUUCGGUCCAAGUUUUACCUCUUCCAACAGCAAAACUCUCAACAGCAGCAACAGCAGCAACAACAGUCGGGCAUGAAAACGGAUGAGCUGCUGUGGGGCUACAAUAUCGACCGGGAGUUCCAUCUGUUUCUCGAGCUUGCGCCCAACACGACCGCGCUCGGAAAUGUACUGCUGCGGUACUGUAACGCCCUCCGGUUGUAUCGCAAGCGUGAACGAAAGGACACGAAUCAGAGCGUUCAGGAUGCGCUAGAGUCGUUCGAGACGAUUCCAGCGCUGCGCAAUGCAAACGACGUCGUUGUACUCGUUGAUCGACUCGAUGAGAUCCUGCAGCGGCAGGUGCUUUCGCUCAAGAAACAGAACACGAUCAUCGUGGCGCUGUUGGUGAAAGCGCACGAUUGUUUCGUGCACGAGUGUUCGAUGGAGGGCAUUAUGGAGGUGUUGGCAUGCUGCAAAGCUCUCACCGCAAUCCUAACGGCGGCGAAAUCGUGGAACCUGAUCGUGCGACUGCUGGUUGGUAUUGGCCGGUACCGCGAUAUGUACUACUGCUUCGAAACGCUCAUCAAGCACGAACAGUUCGAGUCACUGCUCGGUCAGUUCGAUGAUCGCGCGGCAAACGGAAGGCGCCUGCAGUCGGCCAUUAUCGCCUACCUGAACGAGCACUGGCCCGAGCGAAAGGAUUACUUCCGCCUGGCCGCGUUACACUUCCGCAUGCAUAAAGAGAUCGCGGAGCUGUGGGAAACGGAAGCGAAAGCUACGAUCCAUGCGAUCCUCGAGACGUACGAGGUGACACUGAUGGUUCCGCUGCGAGGAAUGUCGAUAGGCAGUGGCCAGCAGACACCGAUACCUAGCAUUGUGUACUGUCAGCAGCUGCAAGCAACAUCGCUGGUGCAGACGGAACUUACGAGAGCCAUGGAUGCCUAUACACAUGCCGCGGAAACCUAUCUGCUCGAUAACAACCUCACACUAGCCCAGCGAGCGGCGGCCAACGCGGAACUGGUAGCGCUACAGAUCUGUCUCGUUCGUCAAGCCAUUGCCGCGGAACGAGGAACGACGGGGGCAGGUGGGAACAGUGGUUCUCCCUCAGUCAAGCGAACCGAUCGAUCGUCAACCACGUCCGCGACUUCCACGGAACCAACGUGCUUCUGCACGUCGGUGCUUAACAUCCGCUCCGCAGAAACCGACGGGCGGCGUGUAACGGUGGGACCGGAAAUUACCGGCACCAAUGGGGCCACCGGAACGCUCCUGUACUACAUCAACUUCCUGCUAACCGUCCCUCAGACGCUUAUCGUUGCACGCGCCUACAGUAUCGAGGUGAACUGGGCCGGCGCGAUCUAUCAGCACUACGUCCUACGCGGGGAAACUUCCUACCUGGAGGACUUUCUCGAGCGAAUGCCGGUGACGGAUGCCAUGAUUGAGACGCUGGUGAAAAUCUUCCAACUAGAGCCGCACAUUACACCGCAGAUGGAACAGGCGAUCGAACGGUUCAUCGGACGCAUCCAGUCGGUAACGCUCAAAUAUCGGCUCGCGUCGCUAGUCGGACUCCGCAAGACGAUCCACGGUCUCAUCAACGGUGGGGCGGUCUACUACCUGAAGGAUACGAACUAUGGCAAGAGUGAAACAGAGCAGAGCGUAGGAGGAGGAACAGGAGGAGGAGCUGGCUGUGUCACAGGCAACACCGGCAGUAGCGCAGGAGUAGGUGGCGGUUGUGUCAGUAUGACGAGUAGUAUGAUAGGAAGUAGUAGCAUCGCUAGUAACACCAGCCCAUCGGUGAACACCAUGUCCAGUUCGUGAUGAAGGGAAAGUGGUGAUGCACGAAUGCAUCUUUCUUGUGAUUAUUUUACACACGGGACUUUUCGCCCGGGGGGUGUGAUGACAAAUGCAUUGUAUUUAUUUUCUCCCUUCCCAACGAUUUCAACAUGGCAAUAAAUUUCCUCCCUAUUUGACCAUUAUUACCCCAUGUUGUGUAGUCUUUUGGAUUCCAAAUGUCCUUAUGGCGAAGGCAUUAAGGCCACAGCCAUAAGCAGAAAGCAUUAAUUUCUCACAGGUCCUUGAUGAAUCUGUAUAUAUAUCUGUAACUUCUCUUUUCUCUACUCUAGAAUGUAUAAUUGCCAACCUGAUCAUGAUCCUUUUUGUGAUAACAAGUCGGACAUCGGACUCACCCUACUUACCGUAAUUAAAUUUAUCCAUUCCAUUCAAAUACCCUAAUCAGGGGUUCCAUUCGACAAUCCAAAACCACCCACUGGUCUUCUGUUUGUAAUCAAUUGUUUGUAUUUCACUUUUGCUAUACAUAUCUUGCGUAGUUUUCCACAUUCUGCUCCCUUUCUCUCUCCGGGUUU
Anopheles coustani is the source of this 6806-nucleotide messenger RNA. RefSeq lists its product as uncharacterized. The coding region runs from base 1 to 6261 and encodes 2086 amino acids. Gene Ontology annotation, biological process: axon extension; synaptic vesicle transport; axo-dendritic transport. The transcript is spliced from 5 exons. NCBI's taxonomy places the organism in Eukaryota, Metazoa, Arthropoda, Insecta, Diptera, Culicidae. Gene Ontology annotation, cellular component: dendrite; synapse; cytoplasm. The record is from RefSeq and is a predicted model, not a curated record.